Mesorhabditis spiculigera is the source of this 936-nucleotide messenger RNA. Lineage: Eukaryota; Metazoa; Nematoda; Chromadorea; Rhabditida; Rhabditidae. The record is from the annotation of a GenBank genome assembly.
AUGUUCAACAACUUUGCCAGCACCGUGGAGGGGGAAUUCCAAGUGAAACUUGGUCAUCUACUAGCCCGCGAAAAGGACAAGGGCGGAUUGCAGAUGCAGGAAACGAAAAAAGCCCCGCUGGUCUACGUUCCGGCAGACGACGAGACGUACGGUAUCCGGAACUGGAAUUCGAAUCAAAAGAUGAUGUACCUUCUCUGCCAAUUCUUCCCACCCAUCCCCACUUCCGGCCGGUGCUGGGACCCGGUGAAGCCGAUGGGGCACUGCUUUCCGGUUUGCGGAGCCACACUCGAUUUCGCGGCGCACGAGAUCAAAUUCGCCGACAUGGCGCUGGCGAUCAGGGCCGCCGAGGAGGAGCUGGGCACGGCGGAAAUUAUUUUCGUCGCGCUGGAGCGAACCAACGACGACGCGAUGUCUAUGGAAUACCAGGUUUCUCUGCUGCCGAUCGAGUCGCACGGGUUUUUUGACGAGGAGCUGUACAAGAGGCUGGCACACACCAUCAAGGCCAAGCUGUUCGAGCUGAGCGUAUCCCACUACUCGUUCAGCAACUUCCGACUGCGCCUGUCCAGGACCGAUUUUACGCCGAGUCGAGUGGCAAAAAUCCUCGGGACAGCCCUAUUUUGCAUGUUGAUGCUCGGCACGUUUUUGUGGUAUCACUGGAGGACGGGGACGUAUCGUAGAUUCACGGCCACCCGUAAUCUACUACCCAACAUCCCGGUGCUGUUCAGCCGCAAGAAAUCGGAAGACGUCGUCGAGCUUCUUCCUAGUGAUCCGAAGGAAUCCACGUUUCCAGAAGACCCAUAUGUAAAUCUCAAUUUCGAGGAGCACGAGGAGGAGAAUGAGGAAAAUCUAGCAUCAGCAUAUCCAGAGGUCGAGGAAAUCGAGCCGCAUACUGUAGCCGUACGCAGCAACGACACGGAACUGACGCUCCUGGAUUUU